This is a messenger RNA of Salmo salar (Atlantic salmon), 2475 nucleotides long. RefSeq names its product poly(rC)-binding protein 2. The record is from RefSeq and is a predicted model, not a curated record. Lineage: Eukaryota; Metazoa; Chordata; Actinopteri; Salmoniformes; Salmonidae. Gene Ontology annotation, molecular function: RNA binding.
UCAUCAUCUCACACUUCCCUCUUCCCCGAAUCCUUUUAAAACUCUUCCCCGGGUUUCUACCCUCCCGAACCUCUCCCUUUCUACCCUCACAACCCCACCCCCCUCCCCGACAACGCAUCCCAAAACACGGAUCAGAAAAGGUGUGUAGUACACAUUUCGUCGAAAGUGACUUUGUUGAGGGAAGAAUUGGGCGGCGACAAUACCCACAAAGAGGUGUUGUUCCUACUGUCUUCGCGUGGAACUGGCACAUUCAAAAGAGACCAGGUGUUUGGGGAAGAUGACUGAAACCUCCUGCUCCGACUGAGGGGGAUGAAGAACAAGGUGCGCUGCCCGUGGACUGUGCCGUCUCUGAUCCGGUGCAGAGCAUGGGCCAAGCCAGUAUCCAAUCUUUGUGACCAUACUCCAGUUUUGACCCAUCUGCAGCAGCUACUCUCCCAUCCAGUGGUAGUUAUGGACUCCGGUGUGAUUGAAGGAGGACUCAAUGUCACCCUGACCAUUAGAUUGCUCAUGCACGGCAAGGAAGUUGGAAGCAUCAUUGGCAAGAAAGGUGAAUCUGUGAAGAAGAUGAGAGAAGAGAGUGGAGCUCGCAUCAACAUCUCAGAGGGCAACUGUCCUGAGAGGAUCAUCACUUUGGCAGGCCCUACCACCGCCAUCUUCAAAGCAUUCUCCAUGAUCAUCGAAAAGCUGGAAGAGGACAUCAGCAGCUCCAUGACGAACAGUACGGCCACCAGCAAGCCCCCUGUCACCCUCCGCAUCGUGGUGCCAGCCAGCCAGUGUGGGUCCCUCAUUGGCAAGGGAGGCUGCAAGAUCAAAGAAAUCAGAGAGUCGACAGGUGCUCAGGUACAGGUGGCAGGGGACAUGCUUCCUAACUCAACAGAACGGGCCAUCACCAUCGCAGGGAUCCCCCAGUCCAUAAUUGAGUGUGUCAAGCAAAUCUGCGUGGUUAUGCUGGAGGUAAGUUCUCCCCCUAAGGGGGUCACCAUCCCAUACCGACCAAAACCUUCAGGAUCCCCUGUCAUCUUUGCUGGAGGACAGGCGUACGCCGUUCAAGGACAACAUGCGAUACCCCAGCCAGAUUCUUCCUCUAUCUCUCCACAGCUCACCAAGUUACACCAGCUGGCCAUGCAGCAGAGCCCCUUCCCAAUGGCCCCAAGCAACCAAGGGUUCCAAGAUUUAGGAGGGAUGGAUGCGUCUGCCCAAACUAGUUCCCAUGAGAUGACCAUUCCAAAUGAUUUGAUUGGCUGCAUCAUUGGUCGCCAGGGUGCUAAGAUCAAUGAGAUCCGCCAGAUGUCGGGUGCCCAGAUAAAGAUAGCUAACCCUGUGGAGGGCUCCGCAGACAGACAGGUCACCAUCACCGGUUCCACCGCUUCCAUCAGCCUGGCAGAGUACCUCAUCAACGCCAGGCUCUCCUCUGAAGCGACAGGACUGGCGGCCAACUGAUAGAACACUCUGCAUAGAUGUGAUCUGCACUAAUCCCCCCCACAUUUUACCUUCUGCCACCAAUUGAUCCAUCAGUCAGUUCUCUCCUUUAAAGUGGUCAAUGCAACUAUCCAACUUAGUUUAUUUUAAUUAUUUUUUUGAAAAUCACCUGAUUUUUUUUUUAUUUUUUAUUUUUUGAUCUGCGUUCAUUUUUCUGUGUUUACAUUUUUUUUUUUAAGGCCCUUUGAGUCCCAGUUGGAUGUUUUUAAUGAUUUGUUCUUUUUUGUUGAAGGGAGAAAGUUUUUAUCUUUCUUGACACCAUUACAAGAGUAUAGGUAGAGAAAUCUGAAUAGGUUUAGUUCUCUAAAAGUUUUUGUUUUAUACAAAUAACAAAUAAAUGUCCAAACAAAAUAUACUUUUUUUUCUUCUGCAUUUUUAGCCCCCCCAACCCACCACCAUCCUGCAUCCCCUAGUAAUUCUAUCCAUUGCAGAAAUUCAAAAACUCACCUUGAUUUGGUGAUGUCACUUCCUGUUAUGUCACUAUGCUCGCAAAAUAAAAGGGGGAAUCUGUCACUGCUGGUAUUUUCGGUAUGACAAACAGCUCUAACACUACUAGAAAACGUGGAUAUUGCAUUUGUUGAAAACAAUUUCAAACUGUAUGUAUUCAUGUCACCUUAACCUUUUUGUUUCUAUGUCAUUCCUAUUUUUCCAACUUCACUUUGCCCCCCCCCCGUGUGAUCAUAUGUUUCUUCAAUGGAGGAAAUAUUUGUUUUAACUACCAAAGGAGAGAAACUCCUGAACUAUGACUGGUGUGUCUGUCUGUGAGUGUGAGGAGAGAAACUAAGAUAUUAUGAAUCGCUGAAACUAAGACAGGGCGAUAAAAAUAAAUGAAUUUCCUGCUCUUUGCUUUCUUUGCUCAAGUCAUAUUUAAUUUUUUAUUAUUUGCAGGAAAUAAAGUAACUUUUGUGCACGUUUUCGAAAGAAAUGUAGACAUUGGGUGCCACAACAUUGUUAAAAAACGACAGAAAUAAAGAUGUGAAAUGCUCAAACUACAAA